AUGGCCACAGGCACUGCAGCAGAGACAGCUAGCGUUGGCUUUCAGACGGCUGACUCAAGCUUUCACGUCGACCACAUCCCAUUAAAACAGUGUUUUGAUGUCCACGCAGAAGACGUUACAGCCAUCUACGUUUCCCAAUAUUGCCGAGUCUUCCUCGGUCGCGAUUGUACCGAGAAACAGGUCCUUCUUAGCCCCGGCGAACACGAAUCCCCGAUAAGUAUUCCCGUCAUCGACAGUGUUUGGUGCGAAUCGCGCGGCCCAUUCGGAGGGCUCUAA
Molecule: messenger RNA, 276 nt
Organism: Aspergillus pseudonomiae
Lineage: Eukaryota; Fungi; Ascomycota; Eurotiomycetes; Eurotiales; Aspergillaceae
Exons: 4
Coding region: 1-276 (91 amino acids)
Source: RefSeq, a predicted model, not a curated record